Messenger RNA from Ectocarpus siliculosus, 1548 nucleotides. NCBI's taxonomy places the organism in Eukaryota, Phaeophyceae, Ectocarpales, Ectocarpaceae. The record is from the annotation of a GenBank genome assembly.
AUGUCCAUAGUGGAAGGAGCAGAGCGUAGUGGGGUGUGGCCGGUCGUGGAGACGGAACGCCACCAGUAUAUGGUUCUCGACAUGCGGAGUCGAACGACGGAGCUCGACUGGGGUUCUGUCAAGUUCGACCAAGUUUCAGAAGGGGAGGGGUCUCGGAGGAUGACAUCUUCGAGGCACUUCAUGUGCAAGGUGUUUCUCGACAGCGACGCUGAAUCAUACUGCUCAAAACUGGCGGACAUGCUUACCUACAUGCGGCGGUUAGCUCUUCCACCUACCGCUCCGUCCGGACUUGCCCGACUCUCUGAGACACCGGCGAGAAGGUUGGUGGUCUCUCAAACGAAGUGCACCUGCGGGGGUGAGCUCCUUCCCGAGGCCGACGUCAAUGCGACGCUUGUGACAGAGAUACGCCAAGGCAGUGUGAUGGAUGCUCUACUGCAGGAUGUGAGGCAGGAAGCUUGGGGUGGGAUGAUUCCCACCGAGCUAUCUAUGGAUAGCUCGGAGGUUACUUCUCUUCAAAGGCCGCUUCCACUCUACCUGCUGCUGCCGCGCAUGGGCUUCCUCCCGUGCGUGGCCGAGGCCAUCUCGCACCACUUCGGCGAAGUUGCUCCCGACGCCCAGCGCACCCUGUGGCUCGAAGAGACGCGAUCCGGAGAGCCGUUGAGGUGGCAUGUCCCUACAGGAGUGUUGUUCGACCUGAUCGCGGGCGUUGGGCAAGAGGAAGGCGGGGGCGCAAAGCAUGGUGAAGAAGUACCAUGGUCGGGUCCCGGGCGUCUGGGGCUGCUGCCGUGGAGGAUUACUGUGCACUUCCAAGGGUGCCCCCGGCGACAGGUGUUUCCCCUAGAGAAGGAGGCGGACAUCCGCAGGCACUACACGAACGCGUUGAAGCAGGCCCUGUUCCUGCAAUCCGGCUCUUCCAGGGCGGGGAUGACUCUCGCGAAGGAGAACCAGAACCGCUUGUGGCAGGCGAUAAAAAGCAACGACACGAAGGUGUUUCACGAGAUGGACGCUUUAUUGGGCGGGGACAGGGGAACCGUCCGCUUGGUUCCGGUUCGGCUACUGACUGGAGGGGCUCCGCCGUCUCAGCUUCCUAUUCCCGCGCAGCGACCAGACGGCACGCCCUUCACUCUGCGGGAUUGCCUGCGCUGGUUCUGUCCAGGCGUUCCGUGGGAUGCUGAAGAGGGCGCGGAGGAGGUGCCCUUAUCGCAGCAGCAGCAGCAACAGGCAGGGAUUGCGGCAGCGCAGCCGGGGAAAGGAGACUUCGGACGGAGAGACUCCGCUGAGGAGGGAACUGUAAAUACUGUGGAUACCCAGGGAAACGCGGCGGAAAGAUCAGGGGUCGAGGAGAGGCUGGAGACCGAUACUCGAGUAAUUGGAGGACAACAAGCCGGGAUGCUCGCUGUGAGUAGUGACGAUGCAGGAGCGAUGAGUCUACCGGUGGUGUUGGUUCAGGGGGUGGAGGUUCCGCUGGAUGCUCCGAUCACGCAGCUGUGGGGCGCACUGCGGCAUCCCGACCACUUCUUGUACAUUGUAGUUCGAAAACAAGGAUGA